UUACAGUGUUUUAACGCCUGCGCAUAAAUAUUUGGAAUUAAUUCCAGGUGUUAAAAUGAGAAUUUGCACCAUGAGGACACUAUCCCGAGGCGUGCUGUUUUGCAGCAUUGCCAUUGUCACCGCGGCGUGGAACAAUGAGCAAAAACUGAAAACCAAACGUCAAGAAGUCUUCACUUCACCUUUUAAGUUAAAUAAUGGGAUAAACGGUGUAGCUAGCUUUGCUGAUGUUACAUCAAGAAACGGAAAAGUUUCAACGCUUAGUGGAGUCAAAUUAUUUCCUACAAUGAACCGACCAAUUAACGUUGGCAACAGUAACGCGAGGCAAUUCUUUUAUCCAAUAACGGUUUCUAAAGAGAGUGAUGGAAAAUUCGCAAGCAACAGCAUACAAAUCUAUCCUGAAUCAGUAGUUGUAUCAGCAAGAUCUGGGUACGGACCGAAUAUCAAGCCAUGGCCUGGAAAAAUUAAUGUACCAUUCGAAGAAGAUAUUUUCAACCACCCUGAUCUAGAACCAUUCAAUGUUCCGAGACAUUUAGAUGCCUGGUUUCCUAAGGAUAUAUUUAAACCUGUUGUACCACCGACUAUUGAUCACUUCAGAAAUAAUUGGCUCUAUCCAACGUUCAAUCCUUUUGUCAAUAUAUGGCGUUAAUUAU
Molecule: messenger RNA, 650 nt
Organism: Achroia grisella
Lineage: Eukaryota; Metazoa; Arthropoda; Insecta; Lepidoptera; Pyralidae
Exons: 3
Coding region: 56-646 (196 amino acids)
Source: RefSeq, a predicted model, not a curated record